Molecule: messenger RNA, 5232 nt
Organism: Emys orbicularis (European pond turtle)
Lineage: Eukaryota; Metazoa; Chordata; Testudines; Emydidae
Gene: NWD2
Product: NACHT and WD repeat domain containing 2
Exons: 7
Coding region: 1-5232 (1743 amino acids)
Molecular function (GO): protein binding
Source: RefSeq, a predicted model, not a curated record
AUGUGGCCGGCGGGAGCGGCCGGCCGGCUGCCCUGUCCGCGGGACUCGGCGCUCCGGCGGGCGGCUUUCUCCGGGAACCUCUCGGCUCUGCCGUCUCACCUAGCGCCCAGCGGCAGGAGCGUCCGGGUCUUCAUCACCGCCAACCCCGAAGAUACAGUAGCAGAAAGAAGUACACUAAGAGAACAUGUUUGUCCGAAGCUGAGAGAAUUCUGCAGGGAAAACUAUGGGCUGGAAUUACAGGUCAUAGACUUAUACUGGGGAGUAGAAACAGAAGAGUGGGACAGUCCUGAGCUCCAGAAGACUCGUAUGAAGCUGUUAGAAGAUUGCUUGAAAACUUCUACAGGUCCAUGUUUUGUUGGCCUGUUGGGAGAAAAAUAUGGGACCAUCCGAAUACCUGGAGAAGUUGAAUCAUCGGAAUUUGAAAUGAUCCUAGAUGCUGCUGUGGAGGCAAAGCUAGAGACAAGGAUUUUGGAAGAGUGGUACUGUAGAGAUGAAAAUGCAGUGCCACCAGCAUAUUACCUCCGACCAAAAUCUGAAAUGCUGAAGAACAAUCAUAAUACGAUGGAAUCAUCUUCAAAUUCUAUGAAUGAGAACAAAUGGAAGGACAUAUCAGAAGAGAUUAAGAAGAUUUUUAAGACUGCUGUGAAGUUGCUGCAUGAGAAAGGAAAAAUGAAACACAGCCAAGCAAAGAGAUAUCUUUCCUCUGCUGUUGAAGAUGAGCUUGAUUUUGCUUUGGGAAAACAAACACCAGCUUUCCUGAAGAAGUGUGUCUGUUACAUUCGGAAAAUUGCCAACAUUGAACGUUUUGUUAAAAUUCCAGAGAUGGGAAAAUACAUGGAUGUAAUUCACAUAGGUGGAAAGGUUCUGCGGGAUCCAGAAGCUCAUGAGAAACUGAUCAAACUCCGGGAUGAAUUUAUUCCUACUAUUGUUGCAGCAUCUAAUCUCAGAGUGUACACUUCUGUUACUCAUUGUGACAUGAAACUUGGUUAUUCACAAGAAGUGGAGAACCACUACAUUGAAGGACUUGGUAAACAGUUCUACGAAGACAUGAUUGAUAUAAUUCAGGCAACAGUACAACAGAAUUUUGACACCGAGACAGACUUGCUUUAUGAUGAAGUCCUUCAACACUCUUCACUAUGUAAAACGUACUCCUCUUUCUAUGAGUACAGGUGUGAGGCGCUAAACAUAGUUCAUAAAUACAUUCUGCACAGCAAAACAGGACAUAUUAACCCUCUUAUCAUAUAUGGAGGACCAUGCACUGGAAAAACCCUUUUAUUAGCUGAAGUGGCAAAGAAGGCUUAUACUUGGCUGCAGGAAGAGAUGGGACCAGAAUCUGACCCUGUGGUAGUUAUAAGAUUUUUGGGAUCCACAGAAAUGAGUACAGAUCUUAAGAAUCUGCUUCAAAGUAUUUGUGAACAAUUAGCAAUUAAUUACCGUUGCCUAGUACAGAGUUACCCUAAAAAGAUUCAUGAUCUUCGGGACUUGUUUAUAAAUCUGUUGAAUGAGUCUUCAUUUCACAGACCACUGGUUAUAAUAUUUGAUGCCCUAGAGCAGCUUUCAGAUAACGAUGAUGCUAGGAAACUAUGGUGGCUCCCCAUUCACCUUCCCCGUUCAGUACGGAUAAUCAUGUCAACACUGCCGAACAAACAUGGUAUCCUGCAAAAACUGAGGUGCCUUAUUCAUGAAGAGGACAACUACAUUGAGUUGAUUUCAAGGGACAGAAAGAUGUGCAGCCAAGUACUGAAACAUCAGCUGCUGCGUGUUAAAAGAAAAGUAACAUCAGGGCAACAAAUUUAUGUCAAUGAAGCUUUUUCAAAGUGCACACUGCCUAUGUUUGUAAACUUAACCUUCAGAGAGGUUAGGAACUGGAGAUCUCACAAAGAUGUUGAUGAGUCCUCCCUUUGUGUCACUGUUCAUGAAAGCAUAGAGCAGUUAUUUUGGUCAUUAGAAAACAAGUGUGGGCUGAAGCUGUUGUCGAGAGCACUGGGCUACAUCACAAUGUCCAAAUCUGGCCUGAGUGAAAUGGAAUUGGAAGAUAUUUUAGCUCUUGACAACAGUGUUAUGUAUGAGCUAAAUGAGAGUAUCAGGCAAUGUAACCCAUUGAGGGUACCGUAUAUAUACAUUGCAAGGCUUAAGGAGGGCUUAAAGGGAUACUUGAUAGAGCGGCAAGUGAAAAAUGUAACACUUCUUGUGUGGGCAAAUAGGCACCUGCAGCUUAUUGCCCAGAAACUGUAUCUCCACAGUGAGGAAGAUGUACAUGAAAUGCAUACGAUCAUGGCAGAGUACUUCCUUGGCGUUUGGUCGGGUGGAAGAAGGAAAUCUUUUUAUAACGAAGAUCAAUAUUUGAAUGGGUGCCUUGACAAUAACAGUAGAAGCGUGAAUGAUGAGGAGAAGCACUGUAUGGAUCUCACCUCUUUUGACAGGCAAGCACCUGAUCAGCCGUGGGUCUUCCAAUGUAAUCCAUUAGAGCCUGACAUCUUUUUUGUCAAUCACAGAAAAAUGACAGAACUUUUGCAUCACUUGACAAGAUGUGGAAGAUCAGACGAUCUGCUGUAUGGUGUUAUUAUGAACUUCAGCUGGCUGUACACAAUGAUUAAAAUAGGACAGUUUGACAAAGCACUUUCUGACAUAGAAUUGGCUUAUAACUAUUCACAAGAAAAGGAGCUGAAAUUUCUGGCAAGUACCCUUCGCAGUAUAAAGUUCAAAGUAACAAAAUAUCCAGGUUCACUCUCUGCUGAAUUGCAACAGAGGCUCCUUCCAGUUGUCAGCUCAUUGCCUAAAUUGAGACACCUUCUUUUAGAAUGUGACAGAGAUGGACCCAAAUACUGCUCUAUCGUUCCCUUGCACUCCUCCAUGGAUGUGACUUACAGCCCCGAGCGACUACCCUUGUCAUCCAGUUGCAUGCAUGUCACUGAGAUCCUGCCUACUUUUAAUCCAAAUACAGUCAUUGCUGCUCUGGAAAAUGGCUCCAUCAGUACUUGGGAUGCAGAGACUCGCCAGCUAUUAAGGCAAAUUACAACAGCUCAAUCUGUUAUUUUAGGGAUCAAACUUACGAGUGAUGAAAAAUAUCUUGUAGUGGCUACAACAAAGAACACGCUUUUGAUUUACGAUAACCAAAAUUCCUGUCUUUUGUCUGAAGUAGAAAUUAAGGGAUCAAAACAUUGUGGAAUUGGGGGAGGCUCAAAUUUUAUUAAUGGAUUUACACUGUCCGUUAAUCAUGCACUUGCUUGGCUGGAAGCCAGCAAAGAUGUUACUGUAAUAGAUCUACUUUAUGGGUGGCCUCUUUAUCACUUCCACUGCUGGUAUGAAGUGACUUGUGUACAGUGUUCUCCAGAUGGAGUCUAUGCAUUCUGCGGACAGUACCUUAACACCACCACUAUAUUUCAUUUAGGAAGUGGAGAGAAACUGUCCACCGUGACCUCCGAAUUUUCAGGUGGAUUUGUGAAAUUUCUUCUUGUUCUGGACACUGCUCAAGAAAUGGUGAUGGUGGACAAUGAGGGUGGCCUUUCAGUUUGGAAUACUGAGGAAAUCACAAAUCCCCAACUGACAGAUGACUUCGAUUGCAGGAAAGAAGACAGCGAAGUUGUCAGCAUUGAACUUUCUGAAGACCAAAGUGCAAUUUUAAUUUGUAAGGCACUCAGUAUAGAACUUCUCGACACUGGCAUGUGGAAAGUGGCUGAAAAGUUCAGAGCAAAACACAAUGAGCGCUUUAUAUCUGCUGUGUUAUCCAAAAACGGCGACUGUAUAAUUGCUUCUAUGGAAAAUACCUCAGCCAUUUUUGUUUGGAGGAGAGAUACAGGACAGUGUAUGGCAAGCUUACAGGAAAUCUCAGGAACCAUAGUCAGACUAAUUAAAUCCAAUCACCAUAACAUGCUGCUAACCUUAUCCACCAGUGGUGUCCUUUCUAUCUGGGAUAUAGAUAUCAUAACUGCUAUGUCCAACAUUGACAAAUCUGGCAAACCCAUCCAAAGACUGGUGUUGCCAACCAGAGGUGAAUUAAUUUAUACACUGGAUGGAUCAGAAUCUGUACAUAAGUGGAACUUCAGCACUGGAUUCAUUGAAGCUGUGUUCAAGCAUGAAGGUAUUGUUGAAAACUGUGUGCUGACCUCUUCUGGAGAAAUAAUGAUUACAUCAGAUGACAAAUGUAGCCAAUAUGUAUGGCACACCAUUACUGGCGAAAAUAUCUUCCGCAUUAAUGGACAAAGGAUAUCUCAGCUGAUGAUUACACACAACGAUCAGUUUGUCGUUUCACUCUGUGAACAAAAUGCCUCUAGAGUUUGGCGACUGGCCACGGGACACAGAGUUUGCAAUAUUUUAGUUGCCUUACAGAAUGCAUUUAUAACCACUGCUAAUACAUUUGUAGUUGGAAUGACAAAGAAUAAAGUGUUGGCAGUAAGUCUCUGGACAGGAAGUAUAACCAAGAAAUUUUGCUGCGAUGAUGGUGCAACCAUUGUUAAUAUUAAACUGAUCCCAGACUGCCCAGAUAUUGUAGUGUUUAUAACAUCCACUGAAACAGUGAACAUCUGGAGUCUUACAGAGGAAGUAAUCUGCAGGCGUGUACAACUGCCUAAUAACUUCUUAAAAGAUUUAGAAGACUUUGAAAUAUCCCCCAAUGGGAAGCUAGGAAUUCUAUCCCGUGGUGAUGAGAACAUCAAUGUGCUUGAUUUACACAGCGGCAAACUUCGUGUGGUUCAUGCCCCUGGCAUUAUCUGGCGACAGAGGUUGUCCCGUGAUGGCCGCUAUCUUGUGUACAUCUGUUUUCGUAAUGAAGAGGACGAUGACAAUGGUGCCAUCUCUAGUUUAAUUGUAAUGAGACUGGCUGACGGUAAAAACAUUGGUGCUUGUUCCCUUUACAAAACUCCAACCUUUCUUUCUCUCUCACAGAGGCAUUUGAAUAUUAUUGUUGGCUUUGAUGAUGGAAGUAUAGGUACUUACACUGUAGUGGAUCGGGUAGAUGCAGCACUGAAAAUUAAAAUUGCUACUUCAAAUAGCCGUCAAAUUUUCAGUAAUGCAUCACAAGUGAUUAGGCCAAAGUGUCACAAUUAUAGCUUCAAGGUGAAUGCAGACUGCAUUUGGAGAGAGUCUACCGAGGUGUUUGCAAGAGAUAGCCCCAUCACAGUGACAGACCCUGAGACAAGUGAAACAACAACACCCAAAAAACACAACUACUGUUAUGACAAAGUGUGCGCAGCCAUAGAUUGCAGAGGACACAGUUUUGCUGCUGAUAACUGA